This is a messenger RNA of Cotesia congregata, 1377 nucleotides long. Lineage: Eukaryota; Metazoa; Arthropoda; Insecta; Hymenoptera; Braconidae. The record is from the annotation of a GenBank genome assembly.
AUGGGAAAUGAAAAAAGUGCCCUGAGUGGCCUGAAAAUAGAUGAAAAGGCUAUUGAAAUAACAGACUUCUGGCUGCACCAUAGUGCCAAUUUGAAUGGCGCGAAUUCUUCAACAAUAUCGGUAUUUAUCAGCGAACCAUCUUUGCAAUCAUGUCCUAACUUCGGCAGCAGCUACUACCUGGCCACUGAGGAAGUGAAGCCACUGGCCCAGGUGAUUGGUUCCCAGACUACGCUCCAGAUUUGCAUUGGACUCCACAGUAUUCUCCGAGCUUUGAUAUUUUUACACGAGAAAGCUCUUGCUUCUCACAACAACGUCUGCAGCAGUUCGAUCUACGUCACUCCAGAAGGCUCCUGGAAGCUCGGGGGUCUCGAGUUUCUUUGCAGGUUCACGGAUUUCAAUCAGGCGUACUUGAAGAAGAUUAAGAACUUCAGGUAUGAGAAGGCUAUUGCUCCUGAAGAAGAUGGAAAUUCUCUAGAAACUCAAUUGAAUCCUAUCGGGAUUGAUCAGUACGCUUUUGGAGUUCUCACCGAAGAAGUUUUGCGACUAAAAAAUUCUGACGACGUACCAGCUUUAGCAGAAUUUAAAGAAAUUUGUAAACGUAGUUUACAAAAUCCAGAUCCUUUAUUGAGGACUAAAUUGUCGACUUUAUUACCAAAAACGGAAGACAAUGAAGAAGACACGAGUCUUUUUACAGUUUCAACAUUUAAAAGCCACUUGGUACCAAAAUUGCUGCAGAUGUUUUGUGUCCGCGACACAUCAAUACGCCUGUUAUUAUUAUCGCAUUUAAAUUCCUUCAUCUACACUUUUCAAAUAGAUGAACUAAAAAACCAAAUUCUACCUGAGCUUCUGGUAGGAAUAAAAGACCACGACGAUCACUUGGUCAGCGUGACACUGCAAGCGCUGGCUGACUUGGUGCCAAUAUUAGGAGCUGCUGCAGUGAUAGGCGGCAAACGCGCCGAAGAAGAAACAACUUGGUCUGACUGGGAUGCUCAUGAAGUGACCAUUAUCAAGACAAUUGACAUUGAUGUUCCCUCUGAAGCCAUUCAAGAUGACGAAUUUCUGCCGGUGAAACCGGAAACCUCCGAAGCGACGGUCAAAAAAGACAGUCUGGCUUAUAGUAAGAAGACUAUUGUUUCUGAUAUUCGAGAAUUGGAUAUUAAACACUCCAAGACAAUGCAACAAGUUGCCGAAGAGGUGGAUUUUUUCACAGACAUGGAGCCGGUUAUUGAGAAGCCAAAAGUUGUUCACAUCGAGCAAGUCAAACCGGAAAAAAGCGUGUUUGAUGUCAAAAAUGGAAAUCAAGACAUUGAAGAUGAUGAUGGCUGGGUUGAAGAUUUUGACGAUUGGGGUGAUAAUGCUGCUGCGGUGAAAGAUUGA